Fraxinus pennsylvanica is the source of this 1038-nucleotide messenger RNA. Lineage: Eukaryota; Viridiplantae; Streptophyta; Magnoliopsida; Lamiales; Oleaceae. The record is from the annotation of a GenBank genome assembly.
AUGAUUACAGAAGCCAUUUCAUAUAACCCUAUUGAGCCACAAAUCUUGCCAAUAUAUGGUGAUUCUCAAGAUCAAGACAACAUGGUUGAAACAAAUUCAGACACACACACACACUCUUUCCUCAACAACCUGACCAUCCUCAAGGAAAAGGUUCAUCAAGUACAGUCAUUGACUAGCAUCUUCUUGUUAUCCCCACAUCACGGCCAGCCAACGGAGUCGACCCCAGUCGGGAUCCCAACCAUGGUUACCCUCAUUCAAGAAAUUGUAGUCGCUGCAUCAUCUAUGAUGUUCACAUGCCAGCAAAUGGCCAUCGGAACACCCCUCGGUAACGUCAAUAGCGAGGAAUUGCGACCGGAACAACCUAAGUCAACCGAUGGUGCGUUGACUCAAUCGGACCUAAAAGGGCAGGAUUUCUAUUCCAAUGAGACAUUUGAUUGGUAUUGUGCAAACUAUGAGAAUCCUAUUACAUCUGCUAAGAAUAAAGUUUGUAAAGAGGAAUUGCUUUCGACGAAGGAGGAUUAUGAUAUCGUGGAAUUGGAUGCUGCAGAUUUAUUAGCAAAAUAUACACAUUAUUGUCAAGUUUGUGGCAAAGGGUUUAAAAGGGAUGCAAAUUUGAGGAUGCACAUGAGGGCUCAUGGGGACGCAUACAAGUCGAAGGAUGCUUUGUGCAAUCCCAUAAAAAAUAAUGGGAAUUCGAGUCGAGUUGACAAUUUUUUGCCGAGAAAAUAUUCGUGUCCUCAAGAAGGUUGCAGAUGGAACAAGAACCAUGAGAAGUUUCAACCAUUGAAAUCCAUGAUUUGUGUGAAGAAUCACUACAAGAGGAGUCAUUGUCCUAAAAUGUAUGUGUGCAAACGCUGCAACACGAAACAGUUUUCGAUUCUAUCUGAUCUGCGCACACAUGAGAAACAUUGUGGUGACCUUAAAUGGCAAUGCUCAUGUGGUACAACAUUUUCUAGGAAAGAUAAGCUGAUGGGCCAUGUUUCCUUGUUUGUUGGGCACUCUCCCGUAAUAAAUUCGAAAACGACAGGGAAUGACUGA